Molecule: messenger RNA, 975 nt
Organism: Peronospora belbahrii
Lineage: Eukaryota; Oomycota; Peronosporomycetes; Peronosporales; Peronosporaceae
Source: the annotation of a GenBank genome assembly
AUGGGAACUUCACCAAGUAAAUUUCAACACUUCUCAUCAGCUAGUAAGAACUAUCCUGUUCUAGCCACGAGUGUAUCUGGUGAUGAGAAUCUGCCUGUGUUUAUGCAGCAAGUUCAAGCUAUUGAGAAAGAAUGUAUUAAAUUACCUAAUCCAGGUCUUUAUGAAAAUGCACCCAAUGAGCUGAAGCCACCUGUAAGUCCCGAUGCUUUUGAUGGGUUUCGCUUUGAUUUUACACGUAUCCUCGGUGCUCGUUGCUCGACAUCGCACUCGUUUUUGCUUGGUACACCCAUGAUUCCAGGUGGUCUAUAUCAAUUUGGUGCCAAUGUUGUAAUGGGAGAUCCUAUGGAUCCAUCUACGUUUCUUAUGAGUAAGAUCACACCAGACGGCUACCUAGAUGCCCGAUGGAAUCAAAAACUUUCAGACAAGUGGAAAAUGCGUGUAAAGUCACAACUUAAGAAUGAAGAACAUGGCUCUCAGGCGCUUGUUGACUUUGACUACGUUGGAGAAGGUUUUACGUGGAACAUGAAGAUUUCGAACGGCCCACUGCUUGGCGUUAGCUAUCUGCAGAGCAUCACUCAGCACCUUGCUCUAGGUGGUGAGGCUUAUUAUCACGGUAAGCAUCGGAAAGUCAUUUCGGCCUACGCUGGCAAGUGGAGUGAGCGCGACUGGGUUGGAAUGGCUACGUUCGGUGCCAUGGGCACAUUGCAGCUUGCAUACCUGCGCAAGGUGGGCCACCGAAUUCGUUACGGGUCGGAACUCGUGUACAACCACUCUUCAGGUGAGGCGCAGACAACGUGCGGAGUGGAGAUGGACCUAGGUCAGACACGGUUUGUAUCCAGUGUAGAUUCGAGCUUCCGAGUAGCGACGAGCAUCGAGGCGCGCGUGCUGCCAAACUUUGUGCUCUCGUUGUCGGCCGAGGCCUUUCCACUAAAGGACGAUUUCAAAUUUGGCUACGGUGCGCAGCUUUCAUUCUAG